AUAGCUGACUUAGCAAUCUAUGCGGUACUGAUAAUGCCCACCGUCUAUUGUGUUUGGAGACAUGCGCCACACGGCAUAGUUGGGUGGACUUAUCUGAUGAUGUUCUGUUCUCUGCGCAUCAUCAGCGGAGCUCUUUCAAUCUCCAACGGCAAGGGAGUCGCGCCCAAGAUCAUCUCAAGUAUUGCUCUAUCGCCACUUCUUCUUACUGCCACAGGAUUGCUUCACGAAGUGCGCGUUCGUGAAACCCCGCAGAUCGACGUCAAAGUCGAAUGGCUUAUCGUCCUGGUCGUCCAUACGAUUGUUGGUGCUGGUAUUGGUCUCACAGCUGUCGGUAUUUCUGGAAUAUCUAGCUCGAAUCGCUCUAGCAGCGACACGACAUUCAUCAAGAUUGGACUGGCUUUGUUAACAUCUUGCUGGGCAUUGGUACUUACCUGGGCGAUGUUCUCCUUGAGCGUUCUUGCUUAUCGCCGUAUCCUACUGUUCUCCACGGUCUUUGCCUCGCUUUGGAUAGGAGUUCGCGUCAUCUACACUCUAGUCGCUUUCAUUACAGAGAAGGUGUCUUUGGAUCCGAUUAUUGGUGAUAUGGCCAUUCGCGUUGUGCUUGGCCUGCUUCCCGAGGUUAUCGCUACGCUCUCAUUUCUUGUUGGAGGC
Aureobasidium melanogenum CBS 110374 is the source of this 651-nucleotide messenger RNA. RefSeq lists its product as uncharacterized. NCBI's taxonomy places the organism in Eukaryota, Fungi, Ascomycota, Dothideomycetes, Dothideales, Saccotheciaceae. The record is from RefSeq and is a predicted model, not a curated record. The annotation marks the transcript as partial. The transcript has a single exon.